UGGGGAUUGGACCAUUACAGGAGCUCCUCUGGAUUUGCGUGACCCAAGAAUUCUUGCUGUAGCAGCUGCACAGCGUCGUCUUCUUGAAGCAGAGUAUGACGAAUAUGGUGGUACUGAUGCUAAUGGUGCUGCAUUCUGCCGUUCUGCUGCACUCAUUCUAAUGGCCCUGUUGCUUCUAAGACAUGCAUUGUCGAUCUCGGACAAUGAAGGAGAUGAUGACGCUUCUACCAUGUUCUCUCUUUUUCUUCUCCGAGCUGCUGGAUUUCUGCUGCCAUGCUAUAUAAUGGCAUGGAUCUUCAGCAUUUUGCAUCGCCGGCGACAAAGGGAGGAAGCGGCCUCAAUUGCCACGGCAGAGGUAGCAUUCAUCCUGCAAUCAGCCCAGGGCCGUGCCCUUCAGUUUACCAUCGCUCCAGACUCUCCAACCACCCCACAGCAUGAGCCACAGCAGCAGCAAUAGCUAAACGACCCAGUAGUUCCACAAGUACUGGCACAAUGCGUGCUUGAAGAUGUGGGUCUGGGUGCCUAUUUUGUUGUUGGUGCUGGCUCAUCAGGAAUGCUAGGAAGCCUUCCUGUGGCCAGGUAAAAACCUCGUAUGGUGAGUCUUAUUUGUCUCGAGCAAUGUGACUAAACCUGUGUGUCUGAAUGUAAUUUAAGCACUGAUUUAAUGUAAAUUUUAACAUCUACCAUUACUAUUUUGGUGCAACCCGUGUCUUGUGCUCUAAGCGCAAUGAUUUAAUGGGCAAGAUAUAUUGCCAUA
Messenger RNA from Triticum urartu, 757 nucleotides. The record is from RefSeq and is a predicted model, not a curated record. NCBI's taxonomy places the organism in Eukaryota, Viridiplantae, Streptophyta, Magnoliopsida, Poales, Poaceae.